Molecule: messenger RNA, 4724 nt
Organism: Oncorhynchus mykiss (rainbow trout)
Lineage: Eukaryota; Metazoa; Chordata; Actinopteri; Salmoniformes; Salmonidae
Source: RefSeq, a predicted model, not a curated record
ACCUUCUCCACUGCUGUCCCAUCGAUGUGGAUAAGGGGGUGCUCCCUCUGCUGUUUCCUGAAUUUCACGACCAUCUCCUUUGUUUUGUUGACGUUGAGUGAGAGGUUGUUUUCCUGGCCUUACCAAGGCAACUAUUGUCUAUUUAGUAAAUGUGCUAGCUAUUUCAGUGGAUAUUGAACACAUUUCUAUCUGCAAAUGAAUAAUGUUUUUACUAGAUCUAAGGAAUUGUAAUAAAUUCACACAAGGUUUUUUGUGGAAAUCAACGGAUGUCAAAGGAUGUCAAAGUAGGCCAUAAAUGUUUGAGUAAUUUACAUUUGGUUUGAGGUCUCUCUGACAAUCAAUUAGAAAGGGUAUUGCGAUAACAAUAAAAUGACAUAUUUCACAAGAUUUAAGUCAUUUUUAUAAUUUUUGGGGGUGGAAAUCCAAGGUUGUAAAAAUAGGCCAGACAUUUGUAGAAUAAUUUACACUUGGUUCAAGGUGUCACUGACAAGCCUAUGGAAAAGUUAAUGCGAUAAGAAUAAUUAUGUAUUUUACUAGAUUUAAGGCUUUUUAUCUAAAAGGUUUCAUUUAGUUUCCUUAAUAGGAUAUUGAUUUAUGCGUCAUAUCUUUUUCUUAAUCCACUUAGAACUCAUUAUAAACACAAAACAUAUUUUGAUCAGCUAAGGCUACAACACCUUUAUCACAACACAUGUAGGCCUGCUAAAACUUUGACUACAGAAAAUGAUCACCAUUACAAGAAUAACAGCACAUUAAUAGCUGCAGUAAAUGAAAGGCAUGGCUGUGUCUUCGUUUCUGUUGUCCUAUUUUGUAAUGCUAAUCUAUAGUCCUUCAUUAAAACCUGUUGAUUGGGGAAGACUUGCUAAUUUCUGAUUAAGUGGAUCAAGAUGUCUGUUAACUUUCACCCGAAGAGCUUCUGUCAACAGUCAGGGUAGGAGGGGCGACUCGUUCCUCUCACAACCCGUCUCCAACCCCUUAUCGAUGUUGUGUAUUGUCAAUGCCAACUGUUCUCGCAAAAUCAAAGCUUGCCGGUCCGUAGAAUGUGUGAACAUGGGAUCAGCAUCACCCAGGGGCGUCAUAUACCCAAAAAAUCUGAGGGGACACAAACUAUGUGUGGAUGGCUGGGGGUUGGUCUUACGGGAGGAACAUUUCCCUCUGUACGUAAAUGUGAGAAUGUUGCAUUUUUCAAACACCUGAAACAGCAUUUUCCUGCUAUCUAAAGCCAAAAUAUUUAUGCUUUGUAAAAAAUAUUUGGAUUUUUCUGCAUUUCUAACCAUACAUCUUAAGCUGUCUGUAGAAGAAGAAACGAAAUAUGCUGCUCUGCAUCUCUGCUAAAAUCUGGGUUAAAGAUUAAAAGGAAUUCAGUACAUUUAGUUAUUGCUUGCUUUUCUCAAAUAGUUAGACAAGCUAGCUACUAACUAGAUUGAUAGCCUGAAAUGGCUUCUUGGUAGCUAGUUAUGAGGUUGUUGAGAGUAGGAACCUAAUCUGGGCAAGCUAAAGCCAACGUCAUAAAAUUGCUAAGUGACUAGUAGUAUUACAGAGGAUUUAUUUUUAUUUUUUAAAUUGACAAAUCUGAGGGGGAACGUGCCCCUGUGCCCCCUAUGGGCAUGACACCCCCGGCGUCACCCCUUACAAAUGGCACUAUCUAAUGAAGUAAAAAAAAAUGACGCAAGGUUUUACAUUUAGGUUAGGCAUACCCAGAGCAAUAAUACAGGCAUUUUGUAUUGGAGCAAUGGGCGCCAAAUGUGUCUCUAACUUUAUAGGGCUACUUUUAUAUGUCCUAUGUGAGCGUUACAAUUAAAUAGGCAACCAAUUCAUAUUUCAAGUUUUGCACAAAUGUCAUUUUUGCUGCUCUAUUCCCAACUCCAAUGUGGUGAAUUAAAAAAAUGGUUGGCUUGACAAUGACAGCAAUGGAAUUGGCAAGAGCACAAACAGAUCUGAGACCAGGCUACUACUCCCCCUCAUCAGGAAACAACUGAAAUCUAAGACAUGAAUUUGUCUGAAUCUUUCAUCUCUUUUGUUGAAUGUUGGUUUAGUGUUGUCCGUCUACUACAUCUAUUAAAAUGAGGACCCAGCAGGCCUGCCCUGCCAAAAAGAGACCGCUAAUAACAUGAUGAUUAACACACACAGCACAGGGAGCACAUCUGUUUAGCUGUCUGACUACUGUUGAUCUAGCAUCACGUUUUGUGUGUGUGUAUGUGUCUGUCCUCUGCCUGUCAGCUGUCGAUCUGUCAAUCAGCCAUUCCUGUGUGUUGUCUGUGUGAAUGCUGUCUGCGGGCACACUGUCUGUCAUCCCAAGACCACCUGCCACACUCCAGUCCCAAUACACACUCCAGACUGGGACUCUAUGGAGGAACCAGUUGCCUCAGCCACUAUAGUGUUUGUGUGUGUAUAUGACAGAAAAAGACGCAGCCAGCUCCUGCAUUAGAGACACAUAAUCAGGUCCAUGUGAAGAGCCCUUUACAAUCCACAUCCCAGAGCAGAGCACACACUGGAUUACUCAUCUGUCCCCUAUGGGAGCUCGGCUCCCAAUACACACCAGUCUGUUUGACCUGACACACACACAUACACAGGGGGACCACCAUAGACUCAGGCAGAGAAGGAUAGACAUACCUCCACACACUAAUGAUGUUAUACACAUACUUGACAAACUUAAUUACACUAAUAUGAUAAUCUGUCCAUGGGGUGCCAUUCUAAAGCUAUACAGGGGUUGAGGGGCCAGUUGUUAAUGAGUGAGAGGAAAAUAUCUGUCUGUCAGUGAUGUCCAUCUAUGUAUGCCUUUUGAUCAAGCAAGACUAGUGCUCCAAUUAGAACAAUAUUAGAUCAUGAAAACUAGAUCAUUAUCCCAGACCGAGUUGAUAAAUAAUGCAAAAAGUUUAGGCUCAAAACUGUUUCGAUUUUUAAUUAAACAAUUCAAGAAUUGACAUAGCCUACCUGAAGCCUAUCAACGAUGUUUGGACUGAAUGACACGGAGGGUGAAACCGCUUAGAUGUCCAUUAGAGAGAGAUUAUCACGUCAUUAAUUGCCGGUAAAAAAGCACUCCUCUAUCUACUAAUCUAUUGGUGUCUAAUCCACCCUUGUUUCAGAUGAAAAUGGGGUCAUUAAAAACAAAAUGUGUAUUUUUCUUUCAUGUGCGAGUCCCAUCUUUACUGGCCGAUGUGGUGAUGAUGGGUGUGAUCGAUGAGUGGGUGGAGGUGGGGGUUGGGAUCAGGCAGAGGCUAUUAGUCCUAAAAUAGGGCGUUACUUUGAAGCUCCCCCGCGCUUCCACUGUCUUUGAUGUUGGUCCCCACCCCUUUGUACACGUCCGUCGGGAUGUCACAGCGGGGUUACUAUAUAUAAAGGUGGUCAGUCCUUGUCCAUCUGCAACAGGGUUUAACUCACAACUCUUUCAGAAAUGGCAUAUUUCCCAAUUUGGCUGCUGUGCGCCAGUGCGAUACUGUCUCUAACGCACAGCUUCAACCAGGAGAACCUGAAAGAGGCUAUGCUUCAGAGGCUUGGACUGAAGGAACUCCCAAGGAUCCAUAAAAGGGACUUGGAAAACCUGGUCGUUCCUAGCCACAUCAGAAACAAGUACCUGACCCUGCUGAAGCUGCACCACGAGAGGAGACGCCGCUCUCUGCCCAGCCUAGCAGGAAUCCUCAGGGGGUAUUCCGGGAACGCAGAUAUAUCGGGGGAGAUUCUUUACUCUGACGCCACCAGAGAGCGGUUGGUUUUCGACAUGGAGGCCAGGGUCCCAGCCAACAGCGAGGUGACCAUGGCGGAGCUCAGACUCUACCAGAACGCCCCUCAUAAACUGCACCUGGCCGGGAGAAAGAGUCAAAAGCAGGGCAACAACGCACGGGUCAGCGUCUACUGGGUGGAGGUUCUAGAGAACGGCGCCAACCGCUCAUCACUGGUAGACUCAAGGUUGGUGCCAAUCUACGAGACCGGGUGGAAAGGUUUUGAUGUGACGCAGGCCGUACACUACUGGUCGAAGGGACGUCGAGAGGUGCCGCUGCGCCUGGAGCUGCGGGUCGAGGGGGAGAGACCGGGAAGCUACGCAGCCGAGAUGGCCAAGAGUAUGCGCUUUACCGCGCAGGACCCCUCUGACCAGAGCACGGGAAAGCCUGAGCUUCUUUUUUACACCUUGAACCUGGAGGAAUAUGGUUCCCGUGGUGACUGCCAGUCCAGCAAGCCGAACGGCAUAUGCUGCAGAGAAGACCACUUCAUCAACUUCCGCGAGCUAACUUGGACUCAAUACUGGGUCAUCGAACCUGCGGGCUACCAGUCCUUCCGAUGCGCAGGAGGAUGCAAGCAGCCAAAGCGUCAUUAUGGCUACGGAGAACGGCGGUGCGCGGCGACGGAGAACGCGCCGCUACCUAUAAUGUACCUGGUGAAACAAGGAGACUACACUGAGAUUGAAGUGGCCGAGUUUCCCAACAUGAUAGUGGAGAAGUGCAGAUGUACAAUGGACAAUGUAUCUGUUUGAGAAUGAGGAAGGAGCGCAAUCCAGAGAGACAGAGAUGCUAGUGCGACUCGUGACGCACGGUACUUUUUUUCUUCAAACUUAAAUUACUAUAGGCUAAAAAGGAGAUCUCUUGUUGGUGUGAAUAUUUGAGACAACGGUUAUAUUAGCCGAUCACUUGUUUGUUGAGCACUUUAAAUGUAAAUAUGUAGCCUAAUUUAUGUUUCCCAUGAAUGCAUUUAUACUCUUCAUAUGACAAGAUUAAAAAUAUGAAUUAAUUGCA